AUGUCGAACCAAAACUCAUCUUCGCCUCCGCCGCCUGCACCUUCGCAAUCGUCCUCUUCGAUCCCGACCUCGAUUCCUACCCUUCGUCCCAAGAACCAAAAACCCAACUUCGCGCGUCCUGCCACCUCAGACCUCAAAUCGCGUCUUCAAACCUUCCUUCCUCAGAUGGCUGCUGCGAAUGCAGAGCUCGAGAAGCUCGCGCAAGAGGGCGGUCUCGAAGGAAAGAGACUCGAAGAUGUGGGCGAAGGUGACGAGUAUGUCGAGAUGGAGCUGGGCCUCGGUGUCAUGGAGGAAAAGAAAGAGGGAGAUGACAGCAGCGAUGAGACCUCUGACGAGAGUUCCGACGACAGCAGUGAGGAUAGCAGUGAAGAAGAUGACGACGACGAUGAGAAGGAGCAGAAGAAGAAGCAGAAGGAGAAAGAACAAAAGGAGAAGGACAUCUUGGGCAGACUCAUGGGACAUAAGCAAGGCAGAGAAAAGGCUGCUGGUAUUCAGGAGGUCGAAUGA
This is a messenger RNA of Aureobasidium pullulans EXF-150, 507 nucleotides long. RefSeq lists its product as uncharacterized. The transcript has a single exon. NCBI's taxonomy places the organism in Eukaryota, Fungi, Ascomycota, Dothideomycetes, Dothideales, Saccotheciaceae. The record is from RefSeq and is a predicted model, not a curated record. The coding region runs from base 1 to 507 and encodes 168 amino acids. Gene Ontology annotation, biological process: box C/D snoRNP assembly.